Messenger RNA from Cordyceps militaris CM01, 3093 nucleotides. Its product is annotated as beta-glucosidase, putative. The transcript has 4 exons. Gene Ontology annotation, biological process: glucan catabolic process. Gene Ontology annotation, molecular function: beta-glucosidase activity. Lineage: Eukaryota; Fungi; Ascomycota; Sordariomycetes; Hypocreales; Cordycipitaceae. Bases 1 to 3093 code for a protein of 1030 amino acids. The record is from RefSeq and is a predicted model, not a curated record.
AUGACCUCUCCGGCAAAGCUGCACGAUGACGAGUUACUUCGAAACAAGCCUCAUUAUGAAGUCUCUGAUGAUUCCGGGGAUUCCGAUAUUGAACUAGACGAGUUAAUAGAUGAAGAUGAGGCGGAUUUGCUUCCAAGGACCCGUCACGAUCCGUUGAAACAACAACACAUUGGCACGGAACAGCUCGAUCAGUUCAUAGCCCGGAUGCGGGCCUGGCGGAUACGCAAAAGAAGCAUCCUCAUCUUCGCUAUAUUCGCCGUUCUCGUUGUACUCGGCGCAUUGUUUGUUUGGGGAAAAUAUACACAGACGCCUCCGGAGGGCAAAUCGCCGCCGUGGUAUCCCUCCCCCAGAGGCGGGAGUGUUCCUCAAUGGGCCGAGAGCUAUGAGAAGGCGGCCAAGAUGGUCAGCAAAAUGACCUUGGCGGAAAAGGUUAAUAUCACUACGGGCACCGGAUGGGCCAUGGGGCUCGCGGUUGGGAAUACUGGACCAGCCAUCCAUGCUGGCUUUCCUUCUUUGGCGUUGCAAGACGGUCCGUUGGGCAUCAGAUUUGCCGACAAUGCCACUGCAUUCCCGGCAGGUAUAACGGUCGGUGCUACUUGGAACAAAGAACUCAUGUACAAGCGAGGUCAAGCACACGGACAAGAAGCGCGAGAGAAGGGUAUCAAUGUCUUACUCGGCCCUUCCGUUGGGCCCCUGGGACGCAUGCCUGCCGGUGGCCGCAACUGGGAAGGAUUUGGGCCUGACCCGUAUCUUCAGGGAAUUGCGGCAGCAGAGACAAUCCGUGGCAUUCAAGGCGAAGGCGUCAUGGCCACAGUCAAGCAUUUCGUCGCGAACGAGCAGGAACAUUUCCGUCAGCCAUGGGCCUGGGGCCUCCCGCAUGCUGUAUCGUCCAAUGUUGAUGAUAGAGCAAUGCAUGAGAUAUACGCCUGGCCCUUCGGCAAUGCCGUCAAGGCGGGAGUUGCCAGCGUCAUGUGCUCUUACAACAUGGUCAACAACUCGUAUGCAUGUGGGAAUUCCAAGCUGAUGAACGGAAUUCUGAAAGACGAGCUUGGAUUCCAGGGAUUCGUCAUGUCUGAUUGGCUGGCACAGCAGUCCGGUGUCGCAAGUGCACUCGCAGGACUCGACAUGUCAAUGCCAGGUGAUGGGUUAGGCUGGACGGAUGGCAAAUCCCUUUGGGGACCUCACCUGUCGCGCGCCGUUUUGAACGGCUCUUUGCCGGUAUCUCGGCUUGAUGAUAUGACGCUACGAAUUGUUGCAUCGUGGUUUCAGCUUGGCCAAGACGACACGUCCCGGUUUGAUGGGAAAGGCCCCAACUUUUCGUCCUGGACAAAGCAUAAAAUUGGACUUGUUAGCGACGGAAGCUCCUCUCCGCAGGAGAGGGUUGAAGUGAACCGCUACGUCAAUGUGCAGCAUAAUCACUCGGUUAUAGCCAAGGAGGUGGCAAUCGAAGGAACUGUGCUUCUGAAAAACACUGGUAUCCUACCACUGGCUCGUUCUGGUGUUCGUCCUGAGAUGGAGCGCAAGCGGGCUGGCAAAGCCAAUAUCGGCAUAUUUGGAGACGAUGCCGGACCGGGCCUCGGUCCAAACUUUUGCGAUGAUCGAGGCUGUAACGAGGGGACCUUGGGCUCCGGAUGGGGCAGCGGAGCCGUCGAGUUCCCCUACCUAGUGACGCCAGAGUCUGCUCUUGUCGAAGCAUUUGACUCUAAUGCUGUCAAUGUGUCGUCUUACUUGUCGAAUAAGAAACCAAGCAAAGUCUUGCUCGAGACAAUGGAUGUCUGUAUCGUGUUUGCCAACGCUGAUGGCGGAGAAGGCUAUCUCAAGUGGUCAUCCGUCGCAGGUGAUCGAAACGAUUUAUUCUUGCAGAAGGGUGGAGAUAAUCUUAUCGUUUCUGUUGCGGAGGAUUGUGGUGGCGGCAAGGGUCGGACCAUCGUUGUCAUCCAUGCCGUUGGACCUGUCGUGAUGGAACGGUGGAUCGAGCACCCUGGGAUCGGAGCUGUUUUGGCUGCGAAUUUACCAGGACAAGAAAGUGGCAAUGCUUUAUCAGCAAUCAUGUUCGGUAAUGUCUCACCGAGUGGCAAAUUACCUUAUACCAUUGGAAAAUCUCUGGAAGAUUACGGGCCUGGAGGGAAGGUCAUGUAUACCCCGAAUGGCCUAGUCCCGCAGCAGGAGUUUACGGAAGGACUCUACAUUGACUACCGCCAUUUCGACAAGUUCAACAUCAAGCCACGUUUUGAGUUUGGCUUUGGGCUCUCUUACACUACUUUCAACUACAGCAACUUGCAGGUGACAGAAGUCAAAGCAAAGUCGAAAGUGGCUGGAGAUCGACCUGCUGACGGACCGACGCCGCCGGAUUUGGGCGACAAGAUUCCCGACGUCAGCGAAGCAAUCUUCCCUGCCGAGAUUCGCAAACUGAAAAAGUACAUAUACCCAUAUAUCAAAUCGGCAUCGGAGAUACAGUUGGGUGCCUAUCCGUAUCCGGAGGGGUACAAUGUGAAGCAGACCCCAUCCGCCGCUGGAGGUGGCGAAGGCGGUCACCCGGAUCUCUGGGACACGCACGUCGCAGUCCGCGCUGAUGUUGGGAACGAUGGCGCUGUCGCGGGAAAGGCUGUGGCUCAACUUUACGUAUCGUUUCCUGAUACCAAUGGCGUGAGCUUUCCCGUUCGUGUUCUGCGGGGAUUUGAAAAGGUCUACCUUGCACCCGGAGAGUCUCAAUCCGUCGAUUUCAACCUGACACGCAGAGACCUGAGCUACUGGGAUACGACGCUUCAAAAUUGGGUCAUGCCAGAAGGGACGUUUUCCAUUUCAGUCGGCGCCAGCUCCAGGGAUAUCAAGCUUUCAGCACUACUGAGACUAUUUUUCGCAUUGUUCCACAGCAUUGUGAAUCUCAGGCGAUGCAUGAGGAGUGAGGCAGACUGGCGCUUAAUCAUUGUUGUCAGACGUGGCUGUGCCGCGUCUACAAGGCACAUGGCACAUGGGCGGCGGGCUUCCUUCAUUGUUAUGCUGACCUGGCAGUGCAGGGUUAUUGCCAGCCAAGCCCACCACCAACAAGAAGCCGCCGGCGCGGAGGAGCGCGUGGUCGUCACCCCUGUCUAA